This is a messenger RNA of Peronospora matthiolae, 1158 nucleotides long. The record is from the annotation of a GenBank genome assembly. NCBI's taxonomy places the organism in Eukaryota, Oomycota, Peronosporomycetes, Peronosporales, Peronosporaceae.
AUGCUCCAUCAUGCCAAGUUGGACAAGUGCUUCUGGGCUGAAGCGGCAAUGACGGCCGUCUAUGUGAAGAACCGUUUGCCGUCACCCAAGAUUCCACACAAGACACCGUUCGAGAUUGUCUACAAUUCUAAGCCAAGUGUCAAGCACAUGCGCGUUUUUGGGUGCCAAGCAUACAUCUUGACCCCGAAGGAGAAACGACUCAAGUGGGAUCCCAAGGCCCGGGCUGGAUUGUUUUUGGGCUACGAAGAAGUGUCCAAGGCGUAUCGAGUUUACGACAUCGAAGCGGGGCAGGUGAUGCUAAGUCGCGAUGUCAACUUCGAUGAGUCGGCCUUUGGAAUGUCGAUGCUGAUUUCCGAUGACGAUGUUGAUGGCCUGGACUUCGAAUCGAUCGAUCUUGAUGAUGAAGAACCGCGUCCGAGACACUUCAAACAAACAGGAAAGCGCAAGGCCCAACCCAGUCACGACAAUGACGACGCAAGCAUGCCCCGAGCAGUGCGCCAACGACCCGGAUUGGAAGAGUCAAGUGCGCCGGAUGACCUCUCUUCACGUCGAGCCAACGAAGAUGAAGAAAGGAAGUCGGAGGAACAACAUGACACACCGACUUCCUCCGCGUUUUGGCAUGCGAGUGCAAACGCCGUCGAAGCAGCGGUCGAUUUUUCAGAGCCGUCGACAUUUGAAGAAGCAGUCGCCAUUGGCACAAAGUGGGUCUUCAAGAUCAAGCGCAAGGCGGAUGGGUCGAUCGAGAAAUACAAGGCACGACUUGUGGCCAAGGGUUUUCGCCAAAAGUAUGGCAUCGACUACACGGAGACGUUCUCACCCGUGGUCAAGUAUGUGACGCUGCGAAUGAUCAUCGCCAUUACCAAGCACUUUGGAUGGCCCCUCGACCAGCUCGAUGUGGUGACUGCGUUCCUGUAUGGAGUGAUGAAGGAGAAGGUGUUCUGCGCUGUUCCGGAAGGCGUCAAGAUGGAAGGUGAUUUCGACUGUCUCGAGCUGAUCAAGGCGAUCUACGAGACACACUUGCCGCUGUCUGUCAUCUCGAAGCGUGUCUUGAGGUCGUUCUUGGUGCGCGCAAUCAUCUCGAGCGAGCUUCCAGUCACCAAGACAUCGUCCACGCAGACCAGCACAAAAACACAAUGGCCUUCCGAAGUCAUGAUGUAG